GGCGGGGGCCGCGGGGUUGGAGCGGGCGCGGGGGCGCGCGCCGGCCUGACGGACGGACGGACGGACAGACGGACGGAGCAGCCGAGGCGAGCGCGCAGCUCGGACCCGCCCGGACGCAGCGCUCGCCUGGCGGCGGCGGCGAUCACCGGCGCCGGUCCGGCGGCCGCGGCGCCCGCCCUCGCCCGCGCCCCAUGGGGUCACAGAAUGAGACCAGAACAAGGAGUGAAAACGUGACACUGACUUUGGGCGCCCCUUUGAAUUAAAGUUGGCGGAGCAUUCAACUCUUCAUCUUGGGGUCGUGAGUUCGAGCCUCAUGUUGGGUGUAGAGGCUACUUAAAUGAGUAAAUACACUUAAGAAAAAGAGAGAGAGAAAAAGUUGGUUUGACACUUGCCCGCUGAACUUGGUUGGGCAAUGUAGUGAACAUCUGAGGAGUGGAUAGGUGGUCUUCUGAAACUGUUGGCAUCUCCUCUGCUCUGGCUUCCGGACUGCUGGUGCUGCUUUGCUGUCUUCGGCACGGUGGAGACCCAGCUGGCCUUGCUGAUGGGGCAGAGGGCGGCUGGCAAGGUUGCCCGCACUACUACAGAGUUCUCCCGAUGGAGAGAGCCACAAGUAUUUCCAAGAGUCCGUAGAGGAGCAACAGCAAGGCUUCCAGAUGAACAACCGAAAGGAAGACAUGGAGAUUGCGUCCCACUACCGGCACCUGCUGCGGGAACUGAACGAGCAGCGGCAGCACGGCGUCCUGUGCGAUGUGUGCGUCGUGGUGGAGGGCAAGGUCUUCAAGGCGCACAAGAACGUCCUGCUCGGCAGCAGCCGCUACUUCAAGACGCUGUACUGCCAGGUGCAGAAGACGUCCGAGCAGGCCACGGUCACGCACCUGGACAUCGUCACGGCGCAGGGCUUCAAGGCCAUCAUCGACUUCAUGUACUCUGCCCACCUGGCCCUCACCAGCAGGAACGUCAUCGAGGUGAUGUCCGCCGCCAGCUUCCUGCAGAUGACGGACAUCGUGCAGGCCUGCCACGACUUCAUCAAGGCCGCGCUGGACAUCAGCAUCAAGCCCGACGCCUCGGACGAGCUCUCCGAGUUCGAGAUCAGUGCCCCUCCUGGCAGCAGCACGGACGCCCUCAUCUCGGCCGUGAUGGCGGGAAGGAGCAUCUCCCCGUGGCUGGCCCGGCGCACCAGCCCCGCCAAUUCUUCCGGAGACUCGGCCAUCGCCAGCUGCCACGAAGGGGGCAGCAGCUACGGGAAGGAGGACCAGGAGCCCAAGGCCGACGGCCCCGACGACAUUUCUUCGCAGCCGCUGUGGCCCGGGGACGUGGGCUACGGGUCUCUGCGCGUCAAGGAAGAGCAGGUCUCCCCGUCUCACUACGGAGGGAGUGAGCUCCCUUCCUCCAGGGACGCGGUGAUACAGAACUCCUUCUCGGAGCAGGCUGGCGGGGACGGCUGGCAGCCCACGGGCCGCAGGAAGAACCGGAAAAACAAAGAGACGGUCCGGCACAUCACACAGCAGGCGGAGGGCGAUAGCCGGGCCGGCUCCCCGGUGGCCCCUUUCCUUCCGACGUCCGGGUGGCCAUUCGGCGGCCGCGACUCAAGCGCGGACCUGACUGUCGCCGAAGCCAGCAGCUCUGACAGCCGCGGGGAGAGGGCUGAGCUGUACGGCCACGUGGACGAGGGUCUCCUGGGAGGAGAGGCCAGCUACCUGGGCCCGCCCCUCACCCCCGAGAAGGACGAGGCGCUGCAGCAGGCCGCAGCGGUGGCCAACCUGCGGGCGGCACUCAUGAGUAAGAACAGCCUGCUGUCCCUCAAGGCGGACGUGCUCGGGGACGACAGCUCCCUGCUGCUGGAGUACCUGCCCAAGGGCACCCACUCUCUGUCCCUCAACGAGUUCACGGUGAUCAGGAAGAAGUUCAAGUGCCCGUACUGCAGCUUCUCGGCCAUGCACCAGUGCAUUCUCAAGCGGCACAUGCGCUCCCACACGGGCGAGCGGCCCUACCCCUGCGAGAUCUGCGGCAAGAAGUUCACCCGGCGCGAGCACAUGAAGCGGCACACGCUGGUCCACAGCAAGGACAAGAAGUACGUGUGCAAGUUGUGCAGUCGGGUGUUCAUGUCAGCCGCCAGCGUGGGCAUCAAGCAUGGCUCCCGGCGCCACGGUGUCUGUGCCGACUGCGCAGGCCGCGGCGUGGCCGGUCCCCUGGACGGCGGUGGCACCGAGGGCUCCCCCGAGCUGUUCCCUGGCGACGGGCCCUACCUGGAAGAUCCCGACGACCCGCGGGGGGAGGGCGAGGAGGAGCUGUGUGAGGACGAGGACGAGGUGGGCCUGGCCCACGAGGACGCGCUGCUGGCGGCCGAGAAGGGGGACGAGGACUCUCCGCGGGGUCCUGGCAGCCCCCCAGGGGCACCGGACAAGGACUUCUGGAUCUCCUAGGCGCCGGGCCGGGGUGGCGCGGCCCCACCCUCUCCUGUGUGUGCGUGUGUGUGUGUGUCCUGCCUGCGGCCAGGCCAUGCCGACCCCCUUCCUCCCCCAUGAUUCUGUUCCCGCCCCCCAGACACACACACACACACACACCACCCUGAGGCUCACAGGCAGGCAUGACCCCAGGAAGUAAGGGCUCUGGAACCGAACAGCAUGUUGGGGGACACGGGGUGGGGUUGAGCCCAGGAGAGCACACAGUCCGACAUGUCUGUGGGGACAAAUAGAGGAUCCCCAGCAGGUACAUGUAGAUAGGGCGUCGAGGGAGCCCGUGUGGCCGGUCUGGCCUCGGGAUACACCGUAGCCCGAUGGCCAGGUCGGGGUCAGCACUGGUCCCGGUUGUGAGCGUGGUCCCCGAGGCCACAGGCCCAAGAGACGUUAAGGGAGGUUUUGCACACGCCCGAUGUCCAGUGUGGAGUCUCCCCCUGCCCCCUGCUCUGCUCCCCUCUUCUCAGCAGCCCGGUCACUGCCUGCGGCCACCGCCGCAGUCUCUUGCCGCUGUGGUGGCCGCCGGCGGAGCCCAGGUCGGGUGUACAGAAAGCCCGUGGCCCUCCUGCCUCUGGGCUUUGGUGCUUAACAUAAAACAGCUGCAGAAGCCCCCCACUGGGGCCGGGGACCCCCAGGUGCUAUCUUCCGGCAGAGGCAGCCAGGUGGGGACCGAUGGGCCACCGAUGUGCCACGCUCCUCUGGUGCAGGGCUCAGCGCUCCCCGCGCCUGGCCACUUGGGUCCUUUUGGGGGGCCUGGGCUCUUUGUUCUGCGUGCACUUCCUUGGGGAGCCCGGGGGCGGCCUCAUCCCCUGGGCUCUGCCGUCCUCCCUGCCUGGGCCAGUCCUCCUGACCCUCCUGAGUGCCCUUGCCUUGUUGCUGCUAACACUGGAGGCGGUGUUCCUGGCUGCCCUGUGCUGCUCGCACGUCCCCGCGUGGGUAACCAAACUUUUCAAGUAGUCAGAGCCGUCCGGAGGUAGUUACGUAAAAAUACUUUGUUUGGCAUUAUUUUCUCACCUGACGAAACAGAGUUGUCUUUCUCGUCCUCUCGUCGUCCCUUUAGAUGCGCUCCCGCCUCUUUAUUAAUUUUCUGGGUGGAAAGCCAGGCCUGGCUGUGAGGAGCCUCCCCUGGGCCGCAGGACACACACUGGUCUGUCUUCUCCCUCGUUAAAGCCGUUCCUGACGACACUUCACCACUAAGACAUUCCGUCUCGCACCCACGUGGCUCGGGCUUGGGCGAGACUCAGGCCACGUAAAGACUGCCCUGGGUGCUCAGCUGGGGCCCCCGUUGCAGACGGUGGUUUUUAUUUUCUCUUUUUCCACAGACUCUAAGCUUUUACCAGGUUUUUCAUCGUGUCGCAUAUAUUCUUUCUAGGUGGAAAAAGGAAAAUGCCACAAGACCCUAACUUCGGUUCCAAUGGUGGCCGGGAGCACUUUGGGCCCAGGCUGCUGUUGGGGGUGCUGGGGACCAGGGCUGGCAGGAAGCCCUGCGGGGGGAGGGGGGGGUCGCAACUUCUGUGUUUGUCUUAAAUACAGUCAGCCGAGUAUCCAUCAGUUAGAGGGCCUGCACAGAGCUGUCAUCCGGCCUCCUGCACUCCUGUCCCGCGUGGUGACCGCGCGGUGACCGAGCCCUCUCUGGCUGCCCUGCUUGCCCAUCCGCCCACGGUGGGCAAGGCCAGCGCAGGGGCUCUGGGACACACUUCCCUUCCUGCCUCUCACCGGUGAGGCCCCGGGCUGCAGCCCUCACGGAGCCCUCAGAACCAACCGCGUACCUCCCCGACUUCAUGAUCCCUUUUCUACACAGACUGAUUUUCUUAUAAAUGUAUUUGGAAACCAGACCUUUGCUACCAACAGUGUCUCUGGGUUUCUUACCGGCCCCCACCCCCCCCCUUCCCGCUCGGGCCGUCCUGCCCACACCCCGGGCCACCUGUGCCUCCGCACUCAGGACACCUCGCUCUUUCUGACCCGCUCGCUCCCUGCUCUGGACCGCCCUUGCUGGCCUUUUGGGGGGCUCGCUGUCAGUGCCACGGGGCAUCUUCUUCCUUAAAACCAAUACUGUACCGGACGACCGAGGGCCCCGCUCUGCCCGAGCUCCCCAGGCGUUUGCUGCGUGGCAACCUCAGCUCUACGCGGUUGUCCGCCGUCGGGGAUGAACCCGUCACCUCUCAGGAGGCGUGGAGGGAAAAGACGUGUAAUGAAGGGUUUUUUUACGUGACUGAUUUUUUUUUAAAUCGAUGUUUAAACUAAUAAAUAUUUUUUUAUGAAGAGGAAAAAAUGUGUAGAUUACAUUUCACGUUUUGUACUUUUCUGUUUGUGUCUUGUGUGUGUUUUGGUGUUUGCAACACCAAAGUGGAAAAUGCAGUCCGUUGAGUGGGGAGUUCUUUGGGGGUGGGGGUGGGCAGGGAACCCGUAUGACUUUUGUAUCAAGCUCUGGAUCCUGACCAGGUUGUACAUUUGGACUCUGGGUUGUGGGGAACAGUCAGAACACUGCCAGGACUCGAUAGGGACCUCGACUCAAGAGACACAGCUGCUGCUUCCAACUUUGCACAUCUUCCUUUUUAAAAGAGAAAACUGAGAAAAUGCAAAAACUGGAACUUUUUGCAAUAUUAUGAAAGAUAAUCUUAAUUUUCGCUCAUCCUGUGACGUGUGCGACGCUUAAGAAAGCCAUACUUCAUGGUUGGUUUUAUUUUUUAGCUUCUAUAUUGUGUUUUGUACGUGGCCCUUUCAGAACUACUUGUAGUGAGGGUGCUGUGUGUGCUUUUCUUAAAUAUUUAUUUUUUCAACAUGCUUUCAACCUGUCAACAAAAACAAAACAGACAAAAAAGGGCAGUGUUUGAAAAACUGUUGUGUUUUUUUUUCCCCCUUGGGGAUGAUCUAUAUUCUACCAACUCUAUAUUAAUCAUCAUAAACCUGUGUUUGUAUCGGAGACGUGUUUCAUACUCGGGGGGCAGAGACUUUGCUAACGGGUCCAGCUGCUACCGUCCGCGGCCACAGGGCAGGCGGACAGCGCACCCUCUCUAGCGGUCUCGCGAUUCUUGUCCGCCUCGGCGAGCUCCGGGCCUGCCUGUGGGUUCCUUUCUGUGACGGGGCUAGCUUAGACACUCUUGCAAAGCUUCCACUUUCAAUAAACUGGGAAAUUGCUGCUC
Messenger RNA from Leopardus geoffroyi (Geoffroy's cat), 5599 nucleotides. RefSeq names its product zinc finger and BTB domain containing 46 (gene ZBTB46). The transcript is spliced from 6 exons. Bases 654 to 2423 code for a protein of 589 amino acids. The record is from RefSeq and is a predicted model, not a curated record. NCBI's taxonomy places the organism in Eukaryota, Metazoa, Chordata, Mammalia, Carnivora, Felidae. Gene Ontology annotation, molecular function: DNA-binding transcription factor activity, RNA polymerase II-specific; protein binding; RNA polymerase II cis-regulatory region sequence-specific DNA binding. Gene Ontology annotation, biological process: regulation of transcription by RNA polymerase II.